GCAGAUUGAAUCCGAUGUCGAGCGAGAUGAAGAUAGAACACGAACUCCUGCAGAAAUAAUAAAUGAUGUGUUGACUUGCAUUCAGAAUCGUGAAGAGGAAGCGGCAACAAGAGUAGACAAAUUGGGGAGUCUGGUACGAUUGAUAAAAAAUCACGAAAGGUUAAAAUACACUUAUCCGGCCGAGCCUUUUCUACGGGGGCUGAGAUUUUGUGUGACAGACUCGGUCAAGGAAGUUAGAAUAGCGGGUUAUCGAGCCUUACGUUAUUUGAUCGCUGACAUUACGACUUUGGAUCAAAUAAUAAGUUUGCAUUAUGAUAUGUUUUUUAUGAGGUCUUUAUCAAAGGAACCGCGUUCACACAACGAUGAAAGGGAACAGGUGAUCAAAAUAGUAAGAACUUUCUCUGAUGUUACGGACGGGACGAAGCGUAUACCAAUUGGUGUAUUGAGAUGCAUCGUUUCCAUAGCGGAACAACUAGAUGAUAAACUGAGGAAUAUUUGCCUCGAGACUUUAGCAGAAAUAAUGAUCCGAGAGCCAAUACUUAUUACUCGUUGUGGCGGGAUGAGGAUAUUGCUGCAAGCCUUAAUGGACGGUCCCCUGGAGCUUUCGGAAUAUUUGGUGAUGGCUUUAUUAUACGUGAUAGAUACUCCUGAUUCUAGAGAUUGCAUAAGACCCGGGGUUGAUUUAGAGAUUGUUCUUUCUGGUUUCACUGAUGCGUGCAACAAAGGUCCAAAGUUUGAACAACAAGUGAGGGCCAGCUCUAGAGCAAUAUCAGUACUAUUAAAAUCGUGGACAGGAAUCAUAUACUUAUGCGUAGAUAAUAAACAAGCCGUGAGAUCUAUCGUGGAAUCCUUCAGAAUAACAUCGGAUGAAAUACGGGAAAUUAUGCUUGAUAUGUUUUUCAAUAUUUUCCGAAUCAAAGCGCCAGAUUGGUAUCCAAGUUUUUUAUCGGGAAAAAGGCUCACGGUUUAUGGACUAUUAUCGCCGGGAGAAAAAAGUAGCGAACCCAAAUCCGAAUCGUUAAAGGUCCAAGACAGGCUCAAUUUGUUAGAUCACCAUUUGGUAAUCUUGUUAGAGAUAUUCAUAGACGCAGGACUUCUUGAUGCGCUAGUUGAAAUUAUAGAAGAUAAAAACCAGCAUGUUGCGCGCAGAGCAACGCUAUUUAUCGGGGAAAUACUUCAAUUGUCCAAUCGAUUACUAUCUUCCCUCCCCAAGCUUUUUAACCUAGCCACCAAGUUUGAUAAUGAAAUUGUACGUCACAGCGCAACAGCAGCGUUAUCGCAUAUUGAUAAUUUAAAUCGAACUCGAAGUCGUCUGCAAGUAAACGCGAUAGACACCGAUGAUUCAACGUCUUCACCAAAUCAACGAAGGCGAAACGCACGUCAGGUUGAGAAUGUGAAAAUUAAAAUGGGCAUACAGAUUGAUGACGCCCAUUUUAGGAACAUGUUAUUGGAAACUCAGGUUCUAAAUACUAAAGAUUAUCUUAAAUGGAAUUGGGAAACACUGCUGGAAUUAUUGCAAGGCCCACUACUGAACCCGAGGCGACUCGAAGAAGCAAUCAGAUCCAAGUUUAUGAAGCGACUUCUUGGAUUUUUUAGACCGACCAGUCGGCGAUUUUCUGAAAUUGAAAAAACUCCUGAGAAUGAACGCUAUAUACAAUUGGGGUGCACGCUCAUAACAACGCUGUUGGCUAAUGCUGAUGGUGUAAAGUAUUUGGAAAGCAAUAAAUUUCUAAGGCAGAUUGCGGACGGUUUGAAUCAGCUUGAUCCUAUUCACGGAACUUUUGAGACAGAACCAUUAUUAUUGGAGAAAUUCAAAAUUUUCAAUACAUUUUAUCAUCUAAGUGAAUUGCGAAGCCGAGAAGAUCUGAUAAAGGCCAUAAUAACAAAUCUUGAUUACGGCCUAGAUGCACACCCUCGUAUCCUUCUUUCGAAAGUGAUGACAUCAGGAUAUAAGCGUGUUCGACUUUAUGCCACAAAACACCUCGGACUAAUCCUGCGUACGUCACCUAAUAAAUUUAAUGAGUGGGGAAUUCAGUUACUCAUAACUCAGUUGUAUGAUCCUGCAAUGGAAGUGUGCCAAGUGGCGGUACGUGUUCUGGAAGAAACGUGUAACCACAAAGAAAACAUUGAGCUGCUUGUCAAACUGCGACCUAGUUUAGAUAAUCUGGGAGAAGUAGGCAAUCCCUUACUGUUGAGAUUCUUAUCCACCUCUAUUGGAUUCAAAUAUCUUUCUGAAUCUGAUUAUGUUGAAAAAGAAAUGGACGAAUGGUUUCAGUCUCGUAAUCAGUACUAUGUGACCCAGCUGGAAGUGUCCUUAGCAAAUGCAUUGAAGCUUGAUGGCGAUGAAGUACGUGGAGAUGAUGAUGACAAGGAAGUUAAAAUGCACAAUUUUGAUGGAAUGUCUCCGGCACACUUUUACGGUGAACUUACUAAAACAGAAGAGGGUUGUCAAUUAUUAAGAGAGAAAGGUCAUUUUUCCGAGUUUGCAAAUUUCAUAAGAGAACAUGGGAUGGAACGACGUGACGCUGUUAUAAUUUCAAAACUAAAAUCGAUCCUCUGGGCUGUGGGAAAUAUUGGGGGAUCCAAAAGUGGGCUGCAAUUUUUGGAAGAGGAAGACAUUGUAAAAGACAUAGUUUCUAUUUCUGAAAAUUCCACUGUCCUUUCAUUAAAAGGGACCUGCUUUUUUGUACUGGGUUUAAUUGCAAAAACUGCAUCUGGUGUCAAAAUCUUAGAAGACUUAAAGUGGGAGUGUGUAUAUGAUCCAUAUACAGAAAUAGGAACUGGCUUAUGUUGCCCUAUGAAUUCUGAUGCAUUUCUCUCAUUUCCAAAAUGGACUUACAAAGGAUUUGAGUAUACACCUGAUCUGCCUGUGAAGUCUAUAGUUCCAAGUUCACAGGCUGAAAGGGAUCUAUUAAAAGCCAUGGCAAAUUUAACCAAUAGGAUAUUGUCAAGUGCAGGCUCAAAAAGCUUAUCCAAGAUAAAAUCUCAAUAUCCAGAAAUAUUCUCACAAAUAGGCUCCUAUUACAAGGUGGUUCAGAUGUUGUCAUCAUAUCAUUAUAGACUGCCUACUCGGCGUUUUGCAAGCGACUUAUUUGAUGUGGAUUUCACGGCAGAUGCAUUCGAUCAACUCGAUAAGCUUGUAGAUGCACAAACCCGUGCCGUCGAGGCCAACGGAACUUCAGAUGACACAGCAGAUGAAGAAGAGGACAAUCAAAUCCAUCAACAAAAAAUGGAAAAUUUUGCAAGGGUCCAUCGCGGUAGCGAUGGUGUUGUGGCCAUAAUUUCUGAAGAUAGGGCAGAUUCGACGACGGAGAUUGUACCAAAGCAAGACUUACAACCUCUUAAG
Messenger RNA from Acaulospora morrowiae, 3346 nucleotides. Lineage: Eukaryota; Fungi; Glomeromycota; Glomeromycetes; Diversisporales; Acaulosporaceae. The record is from the annotation of a GenBank genome assembly.